Molecule: messenger RNA, 2431 nt
Organism: Phodopus roborovskii (desert hamster)
Lineage: Eukaryota; Metazoa; Chordata; Mammalia; Rodentia; Cricetidae
Product: melanoma inhibitory activity protein 2-like
Exons: 25
Biological process (GO): vesicle cargo loading; endoplasmic reticulum to Golgi vesicle-mediated transport; protein secretion
Cellular component (GO): endoplasmic reticulum exit site; endoplasmic reticulum membrane
Source: RefSeq, a predicted model, not a curated record
AUGGCAGUGGUGGAGGAGGCACUGACAAUGCCACUGGAGGAAGCUAUAGCCCAGGUAGGUUCAAAGGUUGGAAUUGAAGGAGGUUCAUAUGGAAAGAGCAGAAGGUUGCAAAGACAGAGUGCGAUAGUAGCUGGGGAUAGGGGGCUGAGCUUUCACUCUGGGGCUGUGCCCCAGGCCUUGGAGUGUAAGUCUGCAGCCCCACACUGGGUGCUUCAGCUUCUCUUGCUCCAGCUCUCCAGGACUCUGGUGUUGGAGGUUGUGGCAGCAGUGUCUGAAGAUAGGGCAACAAGCUUUGAUCCUAGUGAGCCAUCAUUAGAAUCCCUGAUAUGUGUGGUUGCCAUUGCACUGCUUACCAUUUUCUUAUUUCUUUGGAGAGGAUAGGGAUCAAUUCAGAGCCGACUUUAUUUGAGUAAAGAGAAUAGACUGGCUGUGGAACUUGCAAUGGAAAUAAAAAAGAAAUGUGAUCUAAUUGACAAAGUGUGCCUUGCUCAAGAGGAGUAUGAAAGCUUAGAGUCAUCGUUAAAGGAGGCCAACUUUGACAAGGCAUCAACAGAAGUACAGAGUUUGAAGGUUAAAAAAAUUAGCUUUCUAUUUUAGGCAACUUAUAAAAAUCUAGAAAGAGAUAAAUCUAAACUUGAAGAAGAAAUAUUACUUAUAGAGAAGAAACUAGAAGAAGAGAGACCUAAACGUUAUGAAGAAGAGGAAUUGAUGAGUGACCUUUCAAAAAUGAUGCAGUCUCUAGCAGAUGAAUCACAGUCUGUCAAAUCACAGCUAGCUGAAGCCAAAACCACACUAAGAAUAUUUGAAAUAAAUAAAGAACGACUUAAAGGAGUAAUAAAAGAUACCUUGAAUGAAAAUUCUCAACUUCAGGAAAGCGUGCAUCAGGAUUUAGAAGAAGCUAAAAUCAUGAAAGAACAAAUGAAUCAACUCAAUAAACAGAAAAUAGCAAUCGAAGUAUCUAACGUACAGGCAGAGCAACUCCUAAAAGUUAAGGAAAAUCAGAUCAAGAUAAUGGCUUGUUGGUCUCUGAUGGAGAGCCUGCUAAGGAGGAAAGACUGGAAUCCUGUGCUUGGGGAAGAUGUAACUGAUGAUGGUAAUCUGGAUGUAGAAGUGAACAAUGACUUAGAGAAUAACAGGUCUUUGAGGAAGCUAAUAUAUGCUACUGAGUUAAGCGCUUCGUUAAAAACCCUAGAAGGAGACAGAAACCAAAUUUAUACUCAGUUAUCUAAAAUAGAUGCAACAAAUGAUGAUCUUACAGAGCAUAUGCGAAGUCUCAAGUCUGAACAAGUGUCUCUGCAGUCAGGUAAUACACAACUUGAAAUCGAGAAACAGAAGCUUCAAAGGAAAAUCACAGUGAUGAGGGAGCUGUACCAAGACAAUGAAAGGAUGCUUCACAGGAAAAUAACAGUGGAGGAAAAUUGUAGAUUGGAGAAAGAGGAAGAAGUUUUCAAAGUAAUCAAGAGAACUAGCCAUGUGAACAAGGAACUAGAGACCUAUAGACGGCAUGCCAAGGAUAUCGAAGAAGAAUUGGAGAGAAAAAUUUGCUCCUAUCAAGGGCAGGUUAUUGCUCAUGAACAAAGGGCACAUGACUAUUGGCUGGAAGCUCGUGCUUUGGAAAGAAACGUCAAUGAAUUAAAGAUAAAAAAUGCUCUGAUGAGACAAAAAUGGGCCAGUAUCCUCCAAGUUGGAAUCCAGGAAGAGUGCCACCAAACAAGACUCUGUGGUGAGAAUGGGAAAUUGAAUUCUACCCAUGGAUCCAAAUCAACUUUGCCCAUUUCUGGCUAUGCUGAAUACAAAGCUUCUGGACAAGACUUGGAUGUUCCACUGGUUCCUGAGGUCAGACACCCCAGAGGCCCUGCCUUCCCAGGGGAUCCAAGUUGCUAUGUUCUGCCUCCAGGAAACAUCUAUGGAGAUGCUCCACAGUAUGAUCCACCAAGGGACUUCCCAGGCCCACCAUUCCCUCCUAUGCCUGGGAGAAAUGUGUAUGAACCAAGUUGCGUUCCACCUUAUCUUCACCCAAGAGUUGGGUUCUUUCCCCCACUCCCAUAUCCUCCAGAAAACAUCUACGGUGAUCAAUGUGGAUAUUUUCCUACAAGAGACUUCCCUGGUCCACCAUUUCCCCCAAUGCCAGAUGUGGCAGUACCUUCUACUUUGGAAUCCGGAAAGUGUGCCACCAAACAUGAUACUGGGAAGGAAACAUUGCUCACUACUAGACCUCUUGCAAAUAAUGCAGCUGGUCACAGCUUGACCCCUCCACCUGUUCCCAGGCUUAGAGGCCCUAGAGGCUCUAGAGGUCCCAGAGGCCCUGCCUCUCAAUAUGAUCGAAGAGGCCGGAUCCCACCACCUCCUCCUCCAGGAAACAUCUGUAGAGGUCCUGGACAGUAUAUCCCACAAAAGGAAUUUGCAGGCCCACAGUUUCCGCCAAUGUCAG